Messenger RNA from Ctenopharyngodon idella (grass carp), 2387 nucleotides. RefSeq names its product signal recognition particle 54 (gene srp54). Gene Ontology annotation, molecular function: endoplasmic reticulum signal sequence receptor activity; GTPase activity; ATP hydrolysis activity. The transcript has 17 exons. The coding region runs from base 274 to 1788 and encodes 504 amino acids. Gene Ontology annotation, biological process: SRP-dependent cotranslational protein targeting to membrane; SRP-dependent cotranslational protein targeting to membrane, translocation. The record is from RefSeq and is a predicted model, not a curated record. Lineage: Eukaryota; Metazoa; Chordata; Actinopteri; Cypriniformes; Xenocyprididae. Gene Ontology annotation, cellular component: signal recognition particle, endoplasmic reticulum targeting; cytosol.
GUUUUAUAAAAAAUAAAAACUCGAACUUUUGUUUUAAACGGAAGUAAAGUUACGUCACGGGAAGUUGGGGGUUAGAUGACGUUUGUAGUCGCGUUUCUACUCGCCGAAAAACAGCUGCUACGAGUUUAGAAAGGUUGAAAACGUCAUUGCGCUGGUUCCACUGAAGUCCUGAGGUUGAGAGUGAGCGGUGACAGGAGGGUUGUUUUGGGGGAAACCCCACCACAUUGGAAAGGCUCAUUCACAUAACAAGUUGACAGCUCUUUAACCGCAAAAAUGGUUUUAGCUGAUCUGGGGAGGAAAAUAACCUCAGCUUUGAGGUCUCUCAGCAAUGCCACCAUCAUCAACGAGGAGGUAUUAAAUGCUAUGCUCAAGGAAGUCUGUGCUGCCCUGCUGGAGGCUGAUGUGAAUAUCAAGUUGGUAAAGCAGCUAAGAGAAAAUGUCAAGGCAGCCAUUGAUCUGGAGGAGAUGGCCUCUGGGCUGAACAAGAGAAGAAUGAUCCAGCAUUCUGUUUUCAAGGAACUUGUCAAGCUGGUGGAUCCUGGAGUCAAAGCCUGGACUCCCACAAAGGGAAAGAACAACGUUAUCAUGUUUGUGGGUCUGCAGGGCAGUGGGAAAACCACAACAUGUUCUAAGUUGGCGUACUACUACCAAAGAAAAGGAUGGAAAACAUGUUUGAUUUGUGCCGACACAUUCAGAGCAGGUGCCUUCGACCAACUCAAGCAAAACGCAACAAAAGCCAGAAUACCCUUUUAUGGCAGUUACACAGAGAUGGAUCCCGUGAUUAUAGCUUCAGAGGGUGUGGAAAAAUUCAAGACAGAAAACUUUGAAAUAAUCAUUGUGGACACUAGUGGUAGACAUAAACAGGAAGACUCACUUUUUGAAGAAAUGCUUCAGGUGUCAAAUGCUGUGCAACCUGACAACAUAGUGUAUGUGAUGGACGCCUCCAUUGGUCAGGCUUGUGAGGCUCAGGCUAAGGCCUUCAAAGACAAGGUAGAUGUGGCUUCUGUUAUUGUCACCAAACUGGAUGGCCAUGCCAAGGGUGGUGGUGCACUCAGUGCUGUGGCGGCCACAAAGAGUCCCAUCAUUUUUAUCGGCACAGGCGAGCACAUUGACGACUUCGAGCCUUUCAAGACUCAGCCCUUCAUAAGCAAACUGCUCGGUAUGGGAGAUAUUGAGGGGCUGAUUGACAAAGUAAACGAACUAAAGCUCGAUGACAACGAGGAGCUAAUUGACAAGCUCAAACAUGGUCAGUUUACACUCAGGGACAUGUAUGAACAGUUUCAGAACAUCAUGAAAAUGGGACCUUUUGGUCAGAUCAUGGGCAUGAUCCCAGGCUUUGGAACAGAUUUCAUGAGCAAAGGAAAUGAGCAGGAGUCUAUGGCCAGACUAAAGAAACUCAUGACAAUAAUGGAUAGUAUGAAUGACCAGGAACUUGACAACAAAGAUGGUGCCAAGCUCUUCAGUAAACAGCCUAACCGCAUCCAGCGAGUGGCCCGGGGAUCUGGAGUGGCUACCAGGGAUGUACAGGAGUUGCUCACACAGUACACAAAGUUUGCCCAGAUGGUCAAGAAGAUGGGAGGCAUUAAAGGCUUGUUUAAAGGAGGGGACAUGUCCAAGAACGUCAACCCAUCACAGAUGGCGAAACUGAACCAGCAGAUGGCUAAAAUGAUGGAUCCCAGAGUGCUUCAUCACAUGGGUGGCAUGGCCGGAUUGCAGUCCAUGAUGAGGCAGUUUCAGCAGGGAGCUGCUGGCAACAUGAAAGGCAUGAUGGGAUUUAACAAUAUGUGAACCCCUAAACUCCUGCAAGUAGAGGAUGCAAAAGACUCUGAUGGUUUUAGCGAACAAGACCUGGGCAUAUGAAGAUGGUUUGAUUUCUGUGUCUUGCCACACGUAAUUUAAUUCUUUAAAAGGUGUAAAACAUUUAAUAAAAGCUCAUUCACAUGUAAAGCCCAGUGUUUCUGGAGCAGAAUUGAUCAUGGGGACUGUUAGAAGAACUUUUGCUUCCUGAGAUCAAGUCCAGUGAUUGUUUAAAAUAUCUUGUGAUGUCAGAGCGUGCUCGUCUUGGCAAAUAUACACACGGACAUCUGAGUGCUUCACAAUAUUGUCAGGCUAAUUGACAACAGGCCACUUUCACUAUCUCUAAACUGGGUUAAAGUUAAAGCCGUAAAGGCUAUAUGAUUUUACAGUAAUUGCUAUGACCAUCUUCAUAGCGUAAGCUAUUCAUGAGUAGAAAUCAUGGUUUAUUGUAUAAUUGACUGUUUUUGAUUUCUUGAUUUGCCAUAGAAAAGCUUUGGCUUUGUAUCAGAUAUAAAUACAGUAGUUGGAAAAGAGUAUGUGGCAAUAUUUUGUCAUAAUGUUAUAAUAAAAUUUAUAUGGCAACAUUUUAA